Brassica napus (rape) is the source of this 457-nucleotide messenger RNA. Its product is annotated as transcription factor TRY-like. The record is from RefSeq and is a predicted model, not a curated record. Bases 116 to 352 code for a protein of 78 amino acids. Gene Ontology annotation, molecular function: transcription cis-regulatory region binding. Gene Ontology annotation, cellular component: nucleus. The transcript is spliced from 3 exons. Lineage: Eukaryota; Viridiplantae; Streptophyta; Magnoliopsida; Brassicales; Brassicaceae. Gene Ontology annotation, biological process: cell differentiation.
AUUGCUAUCUUUCUCUCUGUCUCUGCUCUCUCUUUUAUAAUUUCGCAUACAUCUUUUUCAGUUUUUGUAAACUCGUUACUUCAGUUUCUCACAUUUUCUAUUUUCACCUGCAUUUAUGGAUUCAGUGUACCGACUCCAGCGUCACAACUCUGAUGAAGUCUGUAGUGUGGAGUGGAAGUUCAUCAAUAUGAGCGAACAAGAGGAAGAUCUAAUCUUACGAAUGUACAGACUCGUCGGCGAUAGGUGGGAAAUAAUAGCAGGAAGAGUACCGGGAAGAAAGGCAGUGGAGAUAGAGAGAUAUUGGAUCAUGAGAAAGAACAAACACAUCUUCCUUCCAUCUUCCAAAUCUUAGCCUUCUUCUUGUUAUGCCUUCACGUUUACUUUUAUUAAUUGCUCUGUUUUUUAUUGCUUUUUUUUCUGAAACUUCAAUUACAUCUGAAGACUUUUCUCUGAACAA